Molecule: messenger RNA, 802 nt
Organism: Octopus bimaculoides (California two-spot octopus)
Lineage: Eukaryota; Metazoa; Mollusca; Cephalopoda; Octopoda; Octopodidae
Product: rRNA-processing protein FCF1 homolog
Cellular component (GO): small-subunit processome
Source: RefSeq, a predicted model, not a curated record
AACUCUUCUGCGUGGAGAGGUUAAGAAAAGCAACCGUGUCGUGCUUUAAUUAGAGUGGAACUCUUUUGUGACAGAAAUUAAUUUAGGACUUUCUCUGAAAUAUUACAUCCAAGAUGGCGAAAACAAAAUCAGGAAGUAACAAGAAAUUUGCUUCAAUGAAACGGAUAAUAAGUUUGAAAGAUGCUCGGAUAAAACAUAAUCAGCAAAAACCUAAAAAGAAGAAAAUUGACAAAAGUGAUAUAAUUGUUCGAGAUGCACCACAGACCUCUUCUGCAUUAUUUUUCACUUACAACACCCAAUUGGGUCCACCCUAUCGGGUUCUGCUAGACACAAAUUUCAUACAUUUCUCAGUCAAGAACAAAGUGGACCUUUUCAAGGGUCUCAUGGAUUGUCUUUAUGCUAAAUGUAUACCAUAUGUGACAGACUGUGUGUUUGGAGAAUUAGAAAAACUUGGCAGCAAAUACAGAGUUGCCUUAAAAAUCCUAAAAGAUUCCCGUAUUGAACGGUUGUCAUGUCUCCACAAAGGUACCUACGCUGAUGACUGCUUGGUACAACACGUGACUCAGCACAAAUGUUACAUUGUUGGUACAUGUGAUAAAGAUUUAAAACGGCGCAUUCGCAAAAUCCCUGGAGUUCCUAUAAUGUUCUUGCGGAAAGGAGGAUAUUCAAUAGAAAGAAUGCCAGAUGCCUAUGGAGCUCCAAAGGUUUGAAAGACAAGGUUGUGGGUGUGAGAGAGCUUUAUAUGCUUAUUGUUAAUAAAUAUUGUUUAUAAACAACACUAUGUGUUCUGAUAUAAACAACA